AUGGCGUCAACUAGCUCCGCCGGGGACGUGGGAGGCUCAGGUUCAAAAGGUGCGGUUGCGGAUAAAACACUUCCCGCUUCUGCAAAUACCAGUAGCUCACAUCAGGAGUCUCAUGAUGCUGAUGCAAAAUCACGUGUGGAGGACAUUUGGAAGAAAAUGAACAGUGGUUUGCCUAAUAAGAUGCCCAAACCUGCAAUGACGAAGCUCAGUACAGCAGCAAAAGAAAAGAAAAAUAAACAAACAAAUAAUUGGAUGACUGUUCUAGGCCUUUCACCAAGUAAGGCAUGCACUGUCGAUCAAGGAUCAAAAAAUGGGCAACAACAGACACAACAUGAAAUGAGUGAGGAUGCCAAAAAACUUGCAGCAAAGGCCCUUGCAGCUGCCAAAAAUGCCGCAGCUGUGGCAUCUGGACGAGGGAAAGUGGAGAUCACUGAGGUAAGGGACUUUGCUGGCAAGGACAUUGAAAUCAAGAAAUUGGUUGAUGCUAAUUCAAAGGAGGCAAUCGAGAAGGCCAAGGCAGCUGGUGCCGCCCCAUCAGCUGUCGACAACAUUCUAGAGCAAAUACGGAAGAAGCAGAAGCUGAGCGUCCUGGACAAGACGAAGAAAGACUGGGGAGAGUACAAGGAAGAGAACCGAGGCUUGGAGGAAGAGCUGGACUCCUACAAGAAGAGCUCGAACCAGUACCUCGACAAGCAAUCGUUCCUGCAGCGAACCGAUUACCGCGAGUUUGAGCGCGAGCGGGAUGCCCGGCUGUCGAUGAUGUCCAAGCGGAGGACAGAUAUGCGGGAGGACGAUGUGUAG
Molecule: messenger RNA, 801 nt
Organism: Miscanthus lutarioriparius
Lineage: Eukaryota; Viridiplantae; Streptophyta; Magnoliopsida; Poales; Poaceae
Source: the annotation of a GenBank genome assembly